Molecule: messenger RNA, 4838 nt
Organism: Camelus dromedarius (Arabian camel)
Lineage: Eukaryota; Metazoa; Chordata; Mammalia; Artiodactyla; Camelidae
Gene: SP110
Product: SP110 nuclear body protein
Exons: 19
Coding region: 98-2197 (699 amino acids)
Biological process (GO): regulation of transcription by RNA polymerase II
Cellular component (GO): nucleus
Molecular function (GO): DNA-binding transcription factor activity, RNA polymerase II-specific; protein binding; DNA binding
Source: RefSeq, a predicted model, not a curated record
GCGCGGACUUCCUGUUUCACCCACCAGUCUCUGCCUGCCCUUCUCCCAGUUUUCCAGGACCGAGCCAGCCCCUGGGCCUGGAAAGCGGCAGGCGAACAUGGCAAUCUCGGCUUCCAGGAGAUUCACCAUGACCAGGGCCUUAGAAGAGGCUCUUCUCCAACACUUCAUAUGUCAGAAACUGGAGAUCGCUUAUGCCAUAAACAAGCCAUUUCCCUUCCUCGAAGGCCUCCGAGACAACUUGUUCAUCACCGAGAAACUGUACAGGGAAUCUCUGGAAGCCUGUAGAAAUCUGGUCCCUGUAUCCAGAGUAGUGUACAACAUUCUAACCAAACUGCAGACCACCUUUAAUCUGUCAUUUCUGGAGCUGCUGUUCAGCCAAAUUAACCUGCGUGAAUACCCCAACCUGAUGAUGACACUUCAGAGCUUUGAAAGAGUUGUCACUUCCCAUGGAGGGUGGAGCAGAAUCAGGGAGAUUCCCCUCGAAGCACCAGCCAACCCAUCAGGAAGGUGCUCCCUGCAGACCCUGCUGCCACUGCCCGCCUGCCAACACCCCGCACCGAGCUGCCCACCCUGUGCACCCAGCGUCAGUGAGCCCACGGCACCCGCCCAGCACAGUGCUGAGACCCUGGACGAGCCGCCCAGCCCUGCUGGCCUUGCUGUGUCUCUCGCUGGAGUCAUCAAGGAAGGCAGACUCACUCCAGUGGCAAGAGAUGAUUCUUCUGAACCGAGUGAACCAAAGGAGCUCCAAGAGGCAGCCGGGACACCUUCCAACAAGCAAGGAAAGAAAAGAAAGAGAAAUAUCUGGUCAACUCCAAAAAGGAGAUGCCAGAAAAAAAGUGUCCCAAGAGGAGCAGCCUCACCUGGACAUGGACUUCAAGAGAGGCUCCCAGAGAUGGAUCAGGCAACUCAAAGGAAGGUCGACUCAACCAGGAAGUCCAAGGUCAUGACAAGGGUCCAGGAGGCAAGGACCAAAUGUGCCCAGACACCAAAACCAGAGGAGAUCAGUGAUGACAUUUCAGAAAUAGAUGAAGGAAAGAGACCCCAGGAACCACCCAGCGGAUCACCAAGAAUCACGCGCAGUAAAGAAAGGAAGAGAAAAAUACAAAGCUGGUCCAGUUCAAAAAAAAAACAGAAAAAAAGCCUCCCAAGAGGGGCAGCCUCACCUGGACACAGAGUCCAAGAGGAACGCCAAGUGAUGAAUCAGGCGACUCAAAGAAGCGAUGACUCAACUAGAAACCCAUAUGUCAUGACAAGGGCCCAGAAGGCAAGACCUGAAUGUGACCAGACACCUUCACUUGAGGAGAAGAGGGGGAAAGUUGUCUGUUCAAGUUCAACAAGGUGUCAGAGAAAUGUUCCUGCAAAGGAAAAACCCAAAGAAGACAGUCUGGAUUUUCACGCUCCUAAACUUCCUGUGACCUGUGGGAAGGCAAAAGGGAUUUUAUAUAAAGAAAAAAUGAAACAAGGAUCCUCAAAGAAGUGCAUUCAGAAUGAAAAGGGAGUUUGGUUCACACCCAGAGAAUUUGAAAUGGAAGGAAAACGGGCACAGUCCAAAAACUGGAAGCGGAGUGUGCUUUGCGGAGGAAAGAGCUUAGAACAGCUGAUGAAGAAUGGACUUUUGCUCUGUCCUCCAAGAAGUCUCAAGAGAGAGGAAGACCCCAAGGAAUGCACGGUGUGCUGCAGAGGGGGACUGCUGCUCUGCUGUGACACCUGUCCAAGGGCCUUCCAUGAGAACUGUCACAUCCCCACCGUGGAGGCCGAGAGGAGCCCAUGGAGUUGCACCUUCUGCAGGAUGAAGGCGCCCUCAGGGAGCCAGCAGUGUCGUGGGGAAUCUGAGCUUCUGACGAGGCAGAUGGAGCCUGAGGAUCAGCUGAAAUGUGAGUUUCUCCUCUUGAAGGCCUACUGUCACCCACAAAGCUCUUUUUUUGCGGAGACUCCACCUAAUAUUCGAGAUUAUGGCGAGCCCUUUAAGGAAGCCAUGUGGUUGAACCUGGUUAAGGAAAGGCUGGCUGAGAAAGUGUAUACAGUGGCCUGGUUCCUGCGGGACAUGCGCCUGAUCUUCCGCAACCAUCAAGCAUUUUAUAAGGCUUCCAACUUUGGUCAAGUGGGACUGGAUUUAGAGGCAGAAUUUGAAAAGGACCUCAAAGAAGUGCUUGUUUUUCAUAAAGCCAAUGAGAACAGCUUCCAGGCUCCACCUUGAUCCUGUUCUGGAAAGACGAAGGUACCCCAAUUUCAGGAUCCAGAUGAUGUGGCCCUGGCUAUUCUUAGAUUGCCAACGAGUCUGGGAUGUUACUGGCUGCACUCUUGACUCAAAUCCAGGCCCUUCACAGCAUGAGUACACCCUCCACCUCCUUUUAUUGUUUCUUUUUAUAUUUCACACCUCAAAAAAUUGGAUAUUUCCUUAAUGCCAUGAAAUACCCAUCACAGUUCACAUUCGCCCCAUUGUCUCAUAAAUCAUUUUACAGUUGAUCAGUUUGAAUUAGGUUCCAAACAAAUUCCACGCACUGCAUUUGGCUGAUCUUUCUCUCAAGGCUCUUUUCAUCUGUGGGUUCCCCACUGCCUUUUCUCCUUCCCAUCAACUCAUUGGAGAACCUGGGGACUUCAUCCUAUAAAGUUGUUCAUAUUCUGGAUUUUUCUGCAUCCCCUGAGUGGCCUGUUCCUUUCUCCCUGACAUCUUUGUAAGCUCAAAGUCAGAUCUACAGGCUUGCUUAGAUUUGAUUCCUUGGGGGGAGGGAAUAUUUUGGUUUGUUUCUUUAGUAAACAGACUUCACAGGGGGAUCUGUGUCUUCGUCUGUCAUGUUAAGAUCAGUCAGCAGGUUCAGGUGUUACCAGCCCGACCCAUCAUUCUAUCACCCUUUCACCUAAUGAUUUUAGCAGCCACUGAUGCUCAUUGCCUCAACCCAUUUCAUUGGGGUUUGCAAAAUGAUGAUAUUCAGAUGCUGUUAUUCCUUCUAUAUUUAUUACUCAAAAUUCUUCUGCAAAGAGCUUCCCUUCCACAAUAUUUGGUUAGCUUGAAAUACAGUUUGUAUAGGAAAUGCAGGAUAAAUGCUAGAUUCUUGAUUUAAAGUGUUCAAAUCAAUGAGUUGUUUCCCUAGUAGCCUCUAAAGAUAAGCAGGGAGGGUUUUUUUUUUUUCCUUUAAAGUAUCUUGAACUCAUGGAUUUAAAUAUAUUUAAUGUGUUCCAAACCAUUGCAGUUAAUGUCUUUAUUGCUGCUCAAAUCACCCAUCUUCAGUGAGUGAGACUCUUUUCAAGUUGGCUCCUGAGUCGUUCUGAAAUGACCCCAGAACUCUUUGGUAGAGUAUCAGCUCUUUCUUUCUGUGUAACAAAUGACCCCAAAGUUUAGUGGCCUAGAGGAACAAUCAUUUUCCUGCUCACUAUUCUGUGGGGCAGAAUUCAGGCAGUGGUCCGUGUGGAUGCCUUAUCUUUGCUCCACACAGUAUUGACUAAGCCCUUUCGUGCUUGCUUGCACAGUGUCACUUCCGCCACAUACUAUCAGUCCAAGCAAACCACUGGACCAAAUUCAAAAGGAGGGGAAAUAGGCUGUACCUCUUCGUGGGAUGAAUGACAAAGUCACAUUUCAAAGGGAAUGUGGCUUGGGAAGAAAUGUUGCCACUGUCUUCAGAAACACUCUACCAUAGUUCACAACAAAUCACAUCCUUGCUACAAGCAAAGGACACUCCCUCCCACCCCCUCCCCAAGGAGCCUCAUUCAUUGCAGCAUUGGGUCAAAGCCCAGGACCUCAUCAUCUAAAUCAGGUUCAGAUCAGAUAAAGUUUCCUUGGCUGUGGUUCAUUGGAUGUGGCUCUGCAUGCUGGUACCCAUCCUCUGGAACCAAAGACUUGUGAAUUGAAGAACAAGUUAAUCUCUUCACUUUCCAAACCUAAUGAUGAAACAGGGACAGAAUAACCAUUGUGGACACUUGCAUUCAAACGGGGAAAUGGGUAGCAAAUAGCUGUCACUGGUCCAUAGCAAUUCAGAAAUCCAGUCAAGUGCCUCAAUCUCAGGGCAGAGAAUAUUCCUUGAGAAUCCUAUGGUCUAUAAAUAUUAUAUCCCUCUAAUUCUUAUCCAACACCAAGGGCUUCUUCCAUGUCUUCCUCCAGUCCCUGUUUGUGUCUCUUUUCUCCCCAGGAUAUUCACUCAUUUGCUCAACUCUAAACUACAACGAUAAUAGUUUUGGAAUCUCUAAUUCAUACCACCAUAAAAAAACUAAAUUGAAUUCUAAAUUUGUGUGAAAUUUAUUUUUGUUUCUGUUGUAUAUUUAAUAUACCAUCGCAGAGGGAAUUUCCAGGAUUUUGCGUGUGUAUUUAUAAACGAGAUUAGUCUGUUAAGUUUCAUAUAUUGCCAUAGUCAGAUUUAGAGUUUUCCUAGCUUGGCAAAAUAAUUUGUAAAAUUUUAUACCUCUUUAUAUGUUCUAGAAUAGUUUGUAGCAUUUUUAAUUAACCAACUCAUAAAAUGAUACAGCCUGGAGGACUUUCCCCUAUUACUUUGGGGAAGUAAUACUAAUCACAUUCUCUGCUGUUUUGUGGUGAUUAGACUGUUUGGAUAUUCUAUUGCUUUUUGAAUCAGUUCCACUUUUAUCUUUUUCUAGGAAGUCAUCCACAGCAUUUAUAGCUGGUCUUAUUUCUGUCAUAUUAUUUUAUUCUUUCUCUUUUGAAAAUGUUAGUAUUUUUUGUCAACAGUUUGUUUUCAUUUUCUAUCCUGAAAGGCAUUAUAAUGGUUUUUUCUAAUAUUUACCUGCAAGUUUUCCAACUAUAUUUUUAACUUAUUUUUAAGUGUCAGAACCAAAAAUUAAAUAUCUUUUAUAUGCUACAUAUUUAAGCCAAGAUGUUUGUCAUUUUUAAA